AUGUCUUCACAGCCCUUGCGCAUCGGCUUUGUGCCGGAGCACUUCUCCACGCCGCUGCACUUUGCGCAGAAGCACUAUGGCCUCAACGCGCAGCUGAUCCCGUUCCCCUCCGGAACAGGGCACAUGGUCACGGCGAUACGCGCGGGCGAGAUCGACAUUGGCAUUGGCCUGACGGAAGGCUGGAUUGCCGGACUCGGGAAGCAAGGCGUGGAGGGGGACGGAGGCUAUCGGCUUGUGGGGACCUAUGUCAACACGCCUCUCUGCUGGGCCAUCUCUACCGGCAAGGAGCGGCCCGACAUCGCCUCCGUCCAGUCCCUCGCCGGGAAGAAGAUUGGUGUCUCGAGGAUCGGCUCGGGCAGCUAUGUCAUGGGCUAUGUGCUCGCCGACCAGCAGGGCUGGCUCGCGUCGUCGGGCGGCAAGGAGCCGUACGCGGACACGGUCAUCCUGCACAACUUUGAGAAGCUGCGCGCCGCUGUCAACGCGGGCGAGGCCGACUUUUUCAUGUGGGAGCACUUUACGUCCAAGAAAUUCUACGACGCGGGGGAGAUCAGGCGGGUCGGCGAGAUCUACACGCCGUGGAGCAGCUGGAAGAUUGUCGCCUCGACCAACCUCACGAGGGACGACGGCGGGCUGGACGCCCGGGUCCAGGCUCUGUUUGGGAAGCUGGACCAGGGCAUCAAGCACUUCAACGAGAACCCGGAGGAGUCGGUCCAGCACAUCUCGACAGAGUUGGGGUACACGGAGCCCGAUGCCAGGGAGUGGCUCAAGACGGUCGAGUUCCCCGUCCAGACGCAAGGCGUCAAGUCCGAGGUGGUGGACAAUUGUGUGUCGAUUCUGCGCAAGGCUGGCGUCCUGGAAGAGGGCAAGGGCAUGGAGCCCGAGAUGAUGAUGUACAGCUCACUGGUACGGUCUGAUGUCGAAGAACAUCCCCGCAAGCACGCGACACGCCUAGCUGCGUACCGACUGAGGAGCACGGGACGAGGCGACAUGGCAGAGGCCAGCAGACGAUUCUCCGACGAUGCAGCAGACCUGGCUGCAUCGAUUGGAUCUUCACUCCGAGCAAGUUCGCCCUCACCUGUGGCCAGAGGCUGGAGGGCGAGGCUCGGGCUGGGACACUACGCGAGGCGGACGCUAGGUAUCGCACUGCUGCUGGUCACCGUGUUCCUGUGGACGCUGUCCAACUUCCUCGCCAGUUUCAUCUUUUCCGACCAAACCUACGACAAGCCCUUCUUCCUCCUCUACGUGAACACCUCGGUGUUUGCGUUUGCACUGGUGCCACGAUUCACGAGAUACAUGCUGCGAAGCGGGCUUCGCGGUCUACGAAACGAUGCAGCGACACUGUGGCGACAGCGCGAUCAGGAAACCCAGCCCCCGAAAGUCAUGUUCGAGUCAGACGAGACGGGCGAGCGACUGCUGAUCGACGACGACGACGUCGACACUGCCAUUGGCGAUGACGACGACGGGCCGGAGAAGCUGAGCUUUCGGGCUACGUCGAGGAUGAGCCUCGAGUUCUGCAUGCUCUGGUUUCUCGCAAACUACUUUGCGUCCGCCUGUCUGGGGUUCACGAGCGUGGCCAGCGUCACCAUCCUCACCUCGACGAGCAGCAUCUGGACGCUCAUCUUUUGCGCCCUGUUCCGCAUCGAGGCGUUCAGCAUGCGCAAGUUUAUUGGCGUCAUGGCCUCCCUGACCGGCGUCGUGCUCAUCUCGACGGUUGACCUGACGGGGGCGGGCGACGGCGAUCGGGGGUCCUUUCCCGACAAGACGACGGGACAGGUGGCCAUUGGCGACGCCAUGGCCUUUCUUAGCUCGGUCGUGUACGGCGUCUACGUGACCGUGAUGAAGCGGCGCGUGGGCAACGAGGACCGGGUCGAUAUGAACCUCUUCUUCGGCAUGGUGGGCGUCUUCAACUUGAUCUUUCUGUGGCCCUUGUUUUUCCUCCUGCACUGGACCAACAUUGAACCGUUCGAGAUGCCACCGACGGCACGGAUAUGGACCAUUGUCGUCGUCAAUUCCUGCGCGUCGUGGGUCAGCGACAUGGCAUGGGCGUACGCGAUGCUCCUCACGACGCCGCUGGUGGUGACCGUCGGCCUGUCGCUGACCAUUCCGCUGUCCUUGAUCGGGGAGAUGAUCCAGUAUGGCAUGUACUCGAGCUUCGUCUACUGGGUGGGCGCGGCAAUCGUCUUGUCGUCCUUUGUAUUCGUCAAUCGCGAGAGUCGGGAGGAUGAGGAUGACGUCGUGGGCCAGUGA
Messenger RNA from Emericellopsis cladophorae, 2247 nucleotides. RefSeq names its product putative vacuolar membrane protein-like protein. Gene Ontology annotation, molecular function: transmembrane transporter activity. Bases 1 to 2247 code for a protein of 748 amino acids. Gene Ontology annotation, cellular component: membrane. The transcript has 5 exons. Gene Ontology annotation, biological process: transmembrane transport; regulation of peptide transport. Lineage: Eukaryota; Fungi; Ascomycota; Sordariomycetes; Hypocreales; Bionectriaceae. The record is from RefSeq and is a predicted model, not a curated record.